UUCGCGGUUUCUGAGAUGUGGCAUCACUGCCAAUGUCGUAUUCAACAUGUAGGAGCGCGUUUAAAUUUUUGUAUACAUGAUACGAGCCGCUACUAAUCAACGAUGGCAGAUUUCAACGAUGGAGUGGAUGGGAAGCUGGCGUUUAGAAUGCGAAAAGUCAAUCCCGAACAAUUUCACACGCUCGUAAGGAUGCACCUAUCCUUCGAAUUGGAUCUUAAUACGGAGGACAACGAUGGUAUUACUGAGAAAGCGAGAUUGAAAAAAUGGGGUCUUCUGAGCUUCACCAAAAAGCCCAAGUCUUCGGUUAACUUAGAAAAGGGUACAGAAGGUGUUACAUUAUCCGAGGAUGGUAUAAGUCACGUGACCCAAUUGAUAGAUUAUUUAUCUAAAGAACAAAAUAUUGUACAAGAGGGAAUAUUUCGACGUACUGGAAAGUUAACAAGGCAACAAGACUUAAAAACGGCUAUGUCUCAAGGUGUAUCUUUGGAUCUCGACGAUGGUCGAUUUAGUGUACACGAUUGUGCCUCUGUAUUGAAAGGAUUUCUAGCAGAACUGUCUGAGCCGCUCCUCACAGAUCUACAUUAUCCAGCACAUUGUCAGAUAGCCGAAUUAUGCAGCUUGGAUGCAAAAACAAAUGACACGAGAUUAUUGAGUUCUUUACAACUGCUUCUGCUGCUUUUGCCACCAUCUAACAGAAUUUUAUUGAAAGCUAUCCUUAUUUUGUUGAAUAAGACAGCGAGUUAUGAGCAUAGUAAUAAAAUGAAUAGCGAUACAUUGGCAACUCUCUUUACGCCACAUUUAUUAUGCCCACGAAAGUUGUCACCUGAAGCCUUGCAUAUCAAUUCGCAGAAUCUAUCUUGUUUAGUUGCAUUUAUGAUUAGAAAAGGUACGGAAUUAUUCGAGAUUCCGCCGAAAUUGGCUACAGAUAUAAGAGCAUACUGGGUGGAGCAAGAAAGAAAAUUGUUGAGUCCUAAGAAGACUGAUUUGAACGAGUCAGUACAAGACACAACUGGUACAGCACACACUGUAUUCAGUUUUGUCGAUCGUAAAUUAACAGCAAAAGCAAAUUCUAUACAAGAUACCCAAGCAGCAUUGGCUCAGCUCUAUGCUCAUAUACAAGCUAUGCCGGAAUCGGCCAAGAAACGGCGACUUGUAAAACAGUUUAAUAAGGAGAAUGGGCAAGGUACACCUAGGCAUGUAAAAAACUGCAAAACCAAGAGUCUCGGUGAUUCCAUCAAGAAACAUAUUUUUCAAAAGAAAAUCUUAGGACACAAGAAAUGCAUUGACAAUAAUAUCGGAUGCAAUAUCACUAGAUCGAGCAGCGAAGAGAAUAUAUUAUCGACGAAACUAGAAGACUCAUUGUUUCCGGCAAGGAUGCUUCUUAGCAAAUCAAACGAUGAAUUCAGCACAGAAAACUGUGAUAAAAUUAAUAAUGAUCUUCUACAUGCCAAACACAUGAGUAGUAGUAUAGAUAGCUUUAAGAAUGAGACUUUAACAAGUUGUAAAAUAAAAAAGAAGCUCUGUAAUCAAUCUACAAACACAAGAGAGGAAGUGGAUGAAAAAAAUAUGCAACACGAUGCAAAACAGAGCUUAAGUUUGAUAGAACUCAGCUGGAGUACAAGUUUACAGGAGAUUAAUGUAAUAACUAGUGACAAUAAUCCAUCCGAUACUGAUAAAUUGACGCGACAACUCGAUUACCAAAUAGAACCACCAGAUGUGUGUUCUACUCAAGAUGUAAAUCACUGUGAUAAUUUGUUAACGAAUGACGAUGAAUUAGUGCCACACAACUCGGAAUCUAUACCUACGUUCACUGUAACACCAAACGUAGAAACUUCCCCUAAAAAAUCUUUUACAUCAAGCAUAAAAUUAUCCGAAACUACUCUGAACGUUGAGCCGCGUAACGAAAACGCAUGCAAUUUACAGUCCCCGAUUGUAAAAAACAGAUUCAGAAAUGUGUAUGCUGUUCAUACGUCAACGCCGUCGAGUUUAUUACGAAGCAUGGUUACUAACGAUUAUAUCUUGACUCCUAUAACUAACAACGAUAAAAGCAUGAGUCCAAUUACGCAAAGUGCAACGAAAAUGACAAAAGCUAUGCAGGAAACUAUGAUGACUCCGCGCUCCAGAAAGCCAGUAAUGAUAGUUUCAACUUCGAAUCUUUGCAAUCUCGUCACUGGCAAUAACAGCUGCGAUUCAUGCGGACCGAAUCUAGACAUGGUUGAUACAAUAAAUUGCGCUUCUAUUUUGGAAGAAUCCCAGACAUACAAUAGCAUGGACAAUAUUUUGCCUCAUGUGAAGGAUGUCGAAAAUAAAGAAAAUAAUGAAGUAGACACUCUCAAGAAGCAUAAUUGUGUCCAAUCUAUUACGAAUUGUUGCGCUUGUACACAACAAAGUUCGAUGUCUAUAACGAGUACGUUUAGAGAAUACUUGUUGUCGAGAAGCGUCUUAACUGCCAGUCCCGUCGAUCUCAGUUUUACGUCGCGGACGGGAGAUUUUGAGCAAUCUGAAUCUGACUUAAAUCUCUUAAACGACGAUACACUGUCCGACAGCUUACUGUGCUGUUUGGACGGUAAUCAGCCAGAAUCUGAUACUUCCGGCAUAGCAUCUGGUAGUACAAAUAAUUCCACUGAAAAAAUGGAGGAAUCUUCUUCUCCGAGAAAACGAGGGACUAGCUUGCAACGAAACGAUUCUAAAAGAUCCGCGAGGAAAGAUGCGGUCAAAAACACAAGUGAAGAAUUAAAAAAUAGGCCGCGGAAUGAAUCGGACGAAAUAAAUUCUGUAAAAAUCCAGGAUAGCUUUCAAGAGACAUCAUUUUAAUUUAUUACGAGACUCGUUAGUUAUUAAUAUUAAUAUAUCGUUGAGUAUUAUAAAUAUACAUUUCCAUAUUUUGUAUACUUUGAGAAAAAGAAAGGAAAUUGCCACAUUAUAAUUUAAGUUUAUUAAUACGACCUUUAUAUAUAGUUUUGUUUCAAAUAUGAAUUAAGUGUUUGACAGUAAAUGGAUGGAUUAUUUAUUCUAUUUAUGUCAAAUUAAAUUAUUAUUAUAUGUAUAUAAUGCAAGACAUUAAAAAAAAAUUAUAUAUUUUUAUUUCAUAAUGCUGGAGAGAAACAUAUUUAAAAAAAUUUCAUUUCCUUUACUAUCUUCAUAAAAAAAAAUAUAAAUAUCAUGUACAACUAUUGUGAGAUGCAAUUAAAAUUAUUUCUCCAAUUUAUUUUGUAACCUUAAAUGGUUUAAUAUGUAACUGUGUACAUUUGGAUAUUAAAUAUAAUUUUUUGUAACAAAAUUAA
Messenger RNA from Formica exsecta, 3284 nucleotides. RefSeq lists its product as uncharacterized. Gene Ontology annotation, cellular component: cytoplasm. The record is from RefSeq and is a predicted model, not a curated record. The coding region runs from base 103 to 2814 and encodes 903 amino acids. Gene Ontology annotation, biological process: regulation of small GTPase mediated signal transduction; signal transduction. Gene Ontology annotation, molecular function: GTPase activator activity. Lineage: Eukaryota; Metazoa; Arthropoda; Insecta; Hymenoptera; Formicidae. The transcript has 7 exons.